CUUCCAAAAUAACCCUCUCCCCCCAGCUCCCCCCUCCCUGCCCUCCAGCCCCGCCGCCCCCCGCGGCAGUGCAUGAGGCCGGGCCGGGCCCCACGUUCUCCCCCUCCGCAGCCUGGCCCGGUGCGGGCCCCGAGUUGCGGAGCCCGGGACAUGGCCCCCGGGAGCGCGGCGGAGCAGGAGCGAGCGUGACCGCCCCGGCCGGGGGGAAAGGGGGCUGCAGCGUUAUUCGUGAGGUGUUUAUCCUGUAAUUAUUAUUUUUGGAGGGGGGGCGACGUUUUUCUUCCUCUUCCUCCUCGGUGGCAAACACACGGUUGAGCACAAACUGCCCCCAGCCCACCCUCCCCGCACGGCUUCCCGCAGCAGCCCGUUAAUUGCACUUGGCGAUGGAUGAGUUCCACCCCUUCAUUGAGGCUCUGCUCCCCCAUGUCCGGGCCUUCGCCUACACAUGGUUCAACCUGCAGGCCCGCAAGCGCAAGUACUUCAAGAAGCAUGAGAAGAGGAUGACAAAGGACGAGGAGAGGGCGGUGAAGGAUGAGCUGCUGAGUGAGAAGCCAGAGGUGAAACAGAAAUGGGCUUCGCGCCUCCUGGCCAAGCUGCGCAAGGACAUCCGUCCCGAGUGCCGCGAGGAUUUUGUGCUCUCCAUCACCGGCAAGAAGCCCUCAUGCUGCGUCCUCUCCAACCCUGACCAGAAGGGGAAGAUGCGCCGCAUCGACUGCCUGCGGCAGGCAGACAAGGUGUGGCGGCUGGACCUGGUCAUGGUCAUCCUCUUCAAAGGGAUCCCACUGGAGAGCACUGACGGCGAGCGCCUGGUCAAGUCAGGCCAGUGCACCAACCCCAUCCUCUGCGUCCAGCCCCACCACAUCAGUGUCUCUGUCAAGGAGCUGGACCUCUACCUGGCUUACUUCGUCCGCGAGAGAGAUGCAGAGCAGAGCAGCAGCCCCCGGACGGGCAUUGGCUCGGACCAGGAGGACAGCAAACCCAUCACGCUGGAUUCCACGGACUUCCAGGAAAGCUUUGUCACCUCAGGGGUGUUCAGCGUCACCGAGCUCAUCCAGGUGUCCCGAACACCGGUGGUGACAGGCACGGGUCCAAACUUCUCUCUUGGGGAGCUCCAGGGCCACCUGGCCUAUGACCUGAACCCCUCCAGCACUGGCAUGCGGAGGACACUGCCCAGCACCUCUUCCAGCGGGAGCAAACGGCACAAGUCGGGGUCCAUGGAGGACGACAUCGACACCAGCCCGGGGGGCGAGUACUACACCUCCUCCAACUCCCCCACCAGCAGCAGCCGCAACUGGACAGAAGACAUGGAAGGGGGCAUCUCCCCCACUGUGAAGAAGACAGAGAUGGACAAGUCCCCCUUCAACAGCCCAUCACCCCAGGACUCCUCGCCCCGGCUGAGCAGCUUCACACAGCACCACCGUCCCGUCAUCGCAGUGCACAGCGGUAUCGCUCGAAGCCCGCACCCAUCAUCUGCACUGCAUUUCCCCACCACCUCCAUCCUCCCCCAGACGGCCUCCACCUACUUCCCCCACACGGCCAUUCGGUACCCGCCUCAUCUCAACCCGCAGGACCCACUGAAAGAUCUCGUCUCACUGGCCUGUGACCCGUCCAACCAGCAGCCCGGACCGUUAAAUGGAAGUGGUCAAGUGAAAGUGCCCAGCCACUACUUGCCCCCGCAGAUGCUGGCGCCGCCACCUCCCCCUGGCAUGCCCCGCUUGGCCGUCUCUCCUGACACCAAACCCACUACGACAACUACCGAGGGAGGGACGACCUCGCCGACAUCACCCACCUACUCUGCACCAGGCACGCCCCCUGCGAACCGUUCCUUCGUGGGAUUAGGACCAAGGGAUCCUGGGAGUAUCUAUCAGGCACAGUCCUGGUACCUGGGAUAACCGCCGCCGUGCCGCUCCUUCGCCUCCCUUCUCUGCUUUAGGCACCCCCAGAGGAACAUCCCUGAGCACCAGGCCCAGCCUUGUGGUGACGACGGAGAGCGUGGACUCACGAUGACGACGACGACAACGACGACGACAAGCAAAACCCACACCCGAAGGAAAGAGCGAGGGAAAGGAAGAAGGAAAAGGGUCAAACUUUUUCAAAACGGAAAACAAAAAAACCCACACAAACAACACCCCCCCCCCCAACCCAGGAGGAUCCCAACUCCCUCCCCCACCCCCGGAAAACAAAGAAACACGCACGAAAAAAAAAGAGAGAAAAAAAACACUAUUCUUUGCCCCCGUUGGCCGGCGCUACGCUGAGACCUGACACAACUUGUGCCAGCAAUGCUCCUGCAGCGCCUGAGCCCCAGCGGCUGCCGACUCGCUCGGUCCUGCCUCCAUGUGAGUAGAAUCGAUCAAACCCCCUUUCGCCGUCCCCCCACCCGGCCGCACACAGACUGUCAGGGGAGCCCGGGGUGACACGGUGACGUGGUGCUGCAGUGGCUGGGCCUUGGCUUGUCAUGACUUUCACAGGAGGAAGGGGGCUGGGGGUUCCCGUCUCCCCCCCUACUGUGUCCCCGUGUCUCCCACACGUGUCCCCACCCCGGGGGGGCGGGGGGAGCUGUGAUGAGGGGACAUGUCCGUGUGUCUGAGCUAUGCAUUCCUGUGGACAGGUACGGGGGGGAGGGGGGGUGCGAUUGUGUUGCACAUUUGUAGGAAAUGCACUUUGAAGAGGGAUUGGUCAAAAAAAAAAAAAAGAGAAAGAAAAAGAAAAGAAAAAAAAUUACAAAAAAGGAGGAAGAGGAGGAGGAGGAGGAGGAGGACGAAGAGGAGGAAGAAACAGAGCCCCCGGCCUGGCCUUUGGCUGCUUUGGGGUUUUUUGGAAUUUUUUCUUUUUUUAACGCCAAGGGCAGAGCCCCCCCCCCCGCACCCCUCAAAGCAGCCCCGCACCCCCAAACCCCCCUGCACCCCAAAGCCCCCUCUGCACCCAGCACCCUGCGCCAAGUGCCUGAACCGCUGUGGUGGAAGGGACACGGACCCAGAGAACCCCCUUAAAGAUCCCCCUCACUGUGUGGGGAAGCGCUGGAGGAAGCCCCCAUCCCGCGCGGGGGAGGAGGCAGAUGAGGAAGACCCCCGGUGUCCCUCCGGAGCAGACUGAGGUUUCCCCCCGGCGCCGCAGGGGACAGCCCACGGGGGUGAUGGAGAGAAAGCCACUGUGGGGUGUGCGGGAUGGCAGCGAGGGCACCGCCAAACCCUCCCUCGGCUCCCGCGGGAAGGAAAAGGGCUGGAUGGAGGAAAUCCCUGGAGAGGAGAAGACAUCCAAAACGAGAAGAAAAAGGAGAAAACCCGCAAGAGAACAAGAGAAAACAGCAAAAGAAGCACUUGGUGGCAACGGAGCCCUCUUUCGUUUGGGGUUAUUUUUUACAGAACUGAGAAAAGCAUUAAAAAAAAAAAAAAAACAACGAAA
This is a messenger RNA of Neopsephotus bourkii (Bourke's parrot), 3402 nucleotides long. RefSeq names its product nuclear factor I C (gene NFIC). Lineage: Eukaryota; Metazoa; Chordata; Aves; Psittaciformes; Psittacidae. The transcript has 11 exons. The record is from RefSeq and is a predicted model, not a curated record. Gene Ontology annotation, molecular function: DNA-binding transcription factor activity, RNA polymerase II-specific; RNA polymerase II cis-regulatory region sequence-specific DNA binding. Gene Ontology annotation, biological process: regulation of transcription by RNA polymerase II. The coding region runs from base 384 to 1892 and encodes 502 amino acids. Gene Ontology annotation, cellular component: nucleus.